UAAAGCCCAAUUCAGAUCCAGCAUUGAAAUGAAUCGCUUCUCAUUCAGUCUGAUGUAGAUUUGCAUCCAUUCCUAUAUAACCAGCCAUCUGUGUAAUGUAGUCUACAUAUGAACAUGUCUAAUAAGAGUUUUCUUAAUGUAUUCAAGGCUCUUUAUUAUGAGGAACUCUUUCACAAUUUCUUAAAAGACGAUAUAGUUUUGGUUUAUUUAUUCGGUUCUAAAGUCAGGGAAGUAUAAGCAGGAAGGGUUGUUUGGUGCCACGACUCAGACCUGUGAACUACGGUUUCUUCUGUUCAGGAAGUGUUGAGUCUAUAAGACUGGCUGUGAGUUUGACAGUGUGUCAUUAAUAGACCAGUAUGGAGCUCAGGACACUUCCUCUAAUGCUCUUGCUGAUUUCAAACAUCCGCCCUGGACAAACUCAAGAGAGACUAAAGGCUGUAGUGAAGACAGAGCCCGGCAGAAAUGAAACCGUCACUGCCAGAUGUGAAAUACCAGGAGAUGCAGACGACUGGACAUACAGCUGGUUUAUAGACGGAUCAUCUCGGCCCUUCAGCACUGACAGAGAAUUCCGCCUCAUAUCUGAUGAAGACAUAUUUCAGAGACGCAGCAACGUCACCUGUAGAGGAGAGAGAAGAAGUGAUGGACAGAGGUCAGAGAUCAGUGACGCUGUUACACUGACAUUAUCAUUUCCAGCGAGACCUAAAGCUGUUCUGACUGUUCAGCCUGAACCAUCACUGAUACUCAGAGGAGAGACUGUCACUCUCACAUGUGAUAUACUGGGGGAAGGAUGGACAUAUAGAUGGAGGUGUGGAGAUACACGGCACAACUCUAAAGAGAAAGAGUUCAAGAUCACCACAGAGAUCACACUGAAGUGCCAGUGUUACGGCUGCGGAGCACCAGUCUGCUCUUACUGGAGUGAUGAAGUGACUCUGACUGUGUCGGAAGAUCGUGAAAUAGUUGGAGUCAAACCCAGAGUAACAGUGACGCCCCAGAGUUCAGUGUUCACUGGAGACACAGUUACUCUGAGAUGUGACGUGAGACUCUCAUCUGGACGGGGGAUUAUCUGGUACAAAGACUACCAGACAAUAAAAUCUGGUGUUGAUACAGUAACACUGAGCGACGUGAGAGUCUCUGAUGGAGGAGAUUACUGGUGUGUUGUACUAGGAGAAACACAAGGUCCAAAAGUCACGCUAACAGUAAGAGAGAGACCCAAAGCUGUAUUGCGUGUUCAGCCUGACGGACGAGUGUUCAGAGGACAGACGGUCACUCUCACAUGUGACAUACAGGAGACAGACGGCACUAGCUGGACCUACAGCUGGAAUAAAGAUCAUUCACAGAUUCAUGUCAGUCAAUCACAGGAAUACAGAAUCAGUUCAGUUGAUGAAUCUCACACAGGUCAUUACAGCUGUAGUGGAAGAGAGACGCGAGGAUCACGAUACACACACACCAGUGAUGAAGUUACACUGACGCUUUCAGUUCUCUCAGUUCUCAAACUGCUCAGUUUUCUGCUGGCAGCUUCUCCAUAUCUGCUCGUGACCAUCAUUAUAGGAGUCAAAUACUACAGAGCUCAUGCUCAGUCUGAUGAGAUUAAUCAGUUUGCUGUAACGGAGGAGUGAAAGUCUGCUGUCCUGAUGAAUGAAUCCCAUUCUGUGUUUCUCUUUUUCAACAUUAUUCAGUUAUAUUCAUAAUGUGUCUGAAUUUGACAUAGAUAAGGCUCAAAUGAACUCUGCUGAGCUACUGCAGCUUCAUUCUAUCAUAUCUCUCUUGUAUUUUUUCUUCUGUUUUUCAAUGUUCUGAAUGUUGAAGUAAAUUGUCAAAUGUUUAUUCUCAUUGUUUGCAGAAAUUAUUUUAUAAUUAAUAUAGCUGUCAUUUUUAUUUCAGAUUAAGUUUUUAUUUGUUUUACUAUGGCUUGAAUAUCUGCUCUUUUUUAAUAA
This is a messenger RNA of Pimephales promelas (fathead minnow), 1934 nucleotides long. Lineage: Eukaryota; Metazoa; Chordata; Actinopteri; Cypriniformes; Leuciscidae. The record is from RefSeq and is a predicted model, not a curated record.